This is a messenger RNA of Oryzias melastigma (Indian medaka), 982 nucleotides long. RefSeq names its product forkhead box R1 (gene foxr1). Bases 69 to 947 code for a protein of 292 amino acids. The transcript has 7 exons. Gene Ontology annotation, biological process: regulation of DNA-templated transcription. NCBI's taxonomy places the organism in Eukaryota, Metazoa, Chordata, Actinopteri, Beloniformes, Adrianichthyidae. Gene Ontology annotation, molecular function: DNA-binding transcription factor activity; sequence-specific double-stranded DNA binding. The record is from RefSeq and is a predicted model, not a curated record. Gene Ontology annotation, cellular component: nucleus.
UUACACCUGGUGCACAGCUGUCAUCAUUUGUCAAAAAGCUGUCCUCAUGUCAGGGAAACCCAGCAGCCAUGACUCUAGAGCUGAAAGCCAACCCUCGACUCCUGGACCUUCACUGCUCCGUGGGUCUGACGGACUGGGACAUGGACAGGGAGCUGAAACUGCCAACAACCACUGACCAGUUCUUUAUGGAUGAAAAGCUAAAUGAUCAACAUGUGGCUGAAAGACCUUCUGCAGGAACCUUGAGGAAGCCAGAUGAGUUUGUCUGGUGCGAUCAAACGUCAGACAGUUUUGUUAAGCCGAGCCUCUGGCUUCUGGUGAAUCCCAACGUGGUCUGUCCAGUCCAGUAUGAGCGCAGAGCUGCGGCUGCGCAGCCUUCGAGUGAAAUGACUGAGGAAAUGCAAACAGUCCUGCCUGGAGCUGCAGAGCUUCCUCAUCCGUCCUUCAAAGACAAACUCCUAAACGCUGGUUCAUCUACUGCUCAGCGUGAGACCAAGAAUGCAGGAGUCUACAGUCAGCCAGCCAAGAGCAGGCGCAUGGGGAGGACCACAAAGGUCAUGGACAUGAAUGCAUUGAAGCCAGGUUGUUGGCCACGACCUCCAGUGAAUUACUGCAUCCUCAUUGCUUUGGCUCUUAAAAGCAGCCAUACUGGAUGUCUAAAAGUCCAGCAGAUUUACAACUUCACCAGGGAGAAUUUUCCCUUCUUUCAAACGGCUCCGGAUGGCUGGAAAAACACGAUCCGGCAUAACUUGUGCUUCAACAGCAGCUUCCGCAAAACCUGCAACCAGCUGUGCAGGGAUGGCAAAAGAAAGUCCUGUUUCUGGCACCUCACGCUGGAUGGGCAUCGCCGACUCAAAGACGAGGUCCACCUGCUGACGGGUGAAACCCUCAAGCAGCUGCAGAGGAGCAUGUCCCAGCCAGAUACAGUUUGGAGUUUACUUGAAAUGUGACUGAAGGUCAGAGCUGAAUAAAUCUUGAAAAGCAA